AUAUUUUGUUCAGACCAUAAAUUAUGUGAAGAAUUGUAUAAACUGCAGACACAUGAGUUCACUCCUGAUUCAGUAUUUGUUUGUGUCCAGGACUGUUAUUAAGAUGCACGUUUGUUAUGAGGAUCGGUGUUUCCCUUUAAGAACCAACGUAGCACUACGCAUCUGCUUUCAACAAUGCAUUUGUCUUUCCGUGAGGCUCUCAAACGCAACUCAGGCAUUCCGGUCAUCCACCUCGAGCGCCCGAGCAGAGGCACACCGAUCUCUGGCGGAGUCCUUACCGGAGACGGGCUUCGCGGGGUAAUCAAGAAGGCAGGCAGUAAACCAUCCCGGGUAUAACGAUGGAACCGUAAAAUAAAUACGGAAGGGGGGAACAGGCUGGCUGUCACUGUAGUGUGAUAGAGAGACACGGAGAAAGACGAGGAGACGAGAGAGGGAGAGAGGGGCUGUCUGCCUCCAUGUCUGCUCCUGUCCCUUCCACUCGGAGAUCUGCGUCUGGCUCACGCAGAUUCAACCCUCUGAAUGCUCUGCAGCCCAAACGCCGCUUGCAGCAAAUGCUGUCGUCGUCCUCCUCGUCCGUACCCGUACCCGUACCCACGCGCCCUGCGUUUGACUACUGCAGGUUCAUAGAGCUAGACUACAUUCCAAUGGAGACAGGCUUUAUGGUUUCAAUGCGCCCAACGGAUCGAGGAUAUCUCACUACCAAGUCUCCGGAGCGGCACUGUCGACGGACAGCUGCCCCAGUCAGCAACAGAGAUCCCCAUGGCAACGCCUCUCUCAGCAGCAGCAGCACUAACUCUGGCUCCUGCAAGGGCAGUGACUGCAGCCCCACCAAGGGGCGUCAUAUGAAGGCAUAUACCUCAUGUACAGAUAACCAUGGCAUCCGCCCCCCUCCCCCGGAGCAGUACCUCACACCCCUGCAGCAGAAAGAGGUGUGUAUCAGACACCUGCGGGCCCGCCUCAAGGAAACCGUGGACAGGCUGCAGGACAGGGACUCUGAGAUCGAUGAGUUGAGGACUCAGUUGUCUCGUAUGCAGGAGGACUGGGUUGAAGAGGAGUGUCACCGCGUCGAGACCCAGCUGGCUCUGAAGGAGGCACGCAGGGAGAUCCAGCAGCUCAAGGAAGUGGUGGACGUGGUGUGCACCAACCUCAGCUCCAGCGACUCCACCGACACCAGCGUCCAGAAAUACUUCCAGGACAUCAACGUCCAGAACCACAAGCUGGAGACCCUGCUGCUCAGCAUGGAGCUGGCUCAGAACGGGGUGGCCAAGGAGCAAGAGGCUGCUGCUGCAGCACGAGGAGCGGCAGGGUGGGCUGGGGCUGGGAGGCCUGGGACUGCGGGGUCAUGGCCUGGAAGUAGUCCCGCUACAUCAGGGACUGGAUGGGGUGGCUCCAAGAGUCUGUGUGGGUCUUGUGACGGCUCCCCCGCCCGCUCUCUGCCCCAUAGCUUCACCUACACCAAGCUGAGCGACCAUGCACUGGCUGAUAAGAACGGGAACGGCCUUUCAGGGGAGGAGAACCAUGACAGUGGCUUUGUGUGCUGUGGGGAGAGUCACAGUGCAGCCAGCAGUCACAGUCACAGUCGCAGUGCAGCCAACAGUCACAGUCGCAGUGCAGCCAGCAGUCACAGGGCAGAUCUGCUCCUGGAGGCAGCCUUCCUGUCUGAGGAGACAGCCUCUCUGCUCAGCACCUACUCUCACCUGCCACACUUCUCCAACUACGACAAGCUGUGCCCCGGGAAGGACAGGGUAGCGCCCCUACGCUGUGCCAUGGGUGGGGCGGGCAGCCACCCCUGUCUGUCCCACCACCACCUUUACCUGCACCACCCCAGGGAGCAGGCCGUCCAGACAGAGAGCUGCCCCGUCCCCGUGGGGGUUGGCUACGCCUCUGACCUGGACACCAUUGCAGAGCGCACGUUCCGCUCUCAGGCCUGCAGCCCCACCUCCACCUGGGUCUCAGACGAGGGAGACGACCUGGACUCGGUUACCAUGACGUCAGUCACCACGACAACCCUCACAGCUACAACAGAGGCCGGUCCUGGCCCUCCGUUACCCAGCUCUUCCUGCCUCUCAGUUGAUAUGCCCUCCCUCUCAGUGGAGGAGGAUGGGGAGGCGGUGGGGGAGUUGGAGAGGCAGACAGAGGUAGUGGGGGAGAGUGCCGGGGGGAUGGUAGAGGCAGGCAAGCAGGAGGAGGUCAGGGAGAUAGAUGUAGAUAGUCAGAGGGAGGAUGUGGAGGUGAGGAAUCAGGGAGAGUUGGAGGAGGUGUGGUCGGUGGAGGUGGAGGAGGUGAGGUCGGUGGAGGAGGUGUGGUCAGUGGAGCUGGAGGAGAUGAGGUCGGUGGAGGAGGUGUGGUCAGUGGAGCUGGAGGAGAUGAGGUCGGUGGAGGUGGUGAGUUCAGUGGAGGGGGAGGAGAUGAGGUCGGUGGAGGAGGUGAGGUCAGUGGAGCUGGAGGAGGUGAGGUCAGUGGAGGGGGAGGAGGUGAGAUCAGUGGAGCUGGAGGAGGUGAUGUCAGUGGAGGAGGUGAGGUCAGUAGAGGAACAGCCCCACACCUCCCAGCCCAGGGGAAGUUUGUUGCAGCAGGAGGAGAUCGCUGGGGUGACGGUGGUGGAGGUUGAUGAUGAUGAAGAUCAGGCUCAGGGAGCAGUAGGAGGAGAAGAGGAGUCUACCUCGUCUGGGUCUGGACCAGCAGUGAAGAGCUACUGGAGCCGCCACUUCCUGGUUGACCUGCUGGCGGUGGCGGUACCCGUGGUGCCCACGGUGGCAUGGCUGUGCCGGGGGCCGCGGGGCGAUGCCCUGCCCAUUUACCACUUCGGCUCCCUGCUGCGUGGCUGCUGCACCGUGGCCCUCAGCUCUCUGCGCAGGGCCGGAGGCGUUAGGCACUACCCCGCAGGCACGGGUGGGGGAGCCAUGGGAGGCACAGAGAUCUGAGACAGGCCCCAUGACACCCUGGGAGCUGCACACACACAACCCUGCCCUCUCUGGUCCUGGGUCGUCCUCCACCUGAUGUACUGGGUAAAGGAAUGAGGGGAGGAAUGAUUCUGAAGACAGGACAGCCUCCUAACGAACCGUAUAACUCUCUCCUUUGAGCCUGGCUCCACCUCUUCCACCUCCUCUGCUGGACUGAGAAGAGACACCAGGAUGUGUUGAAGUGACACUGAAUGGUUGAACUGAAUGAUUGAAUGGACAGGGUGUGAUUGAUGCUGAUUCUAACUUCUCUCUCUAGUGUGCAGGGAGACUGAACGGUCUGUCAGUCUCUGUGUGGUCUCUUCAUUGGUUCAGUUCAAUUUUGACUCGUGGUGUGUAAGUAUAUGUGCACACGACGUGUGUGUGAGUGUGUUGCGUAUGUGUUCUUCUCUGUUGUGUCGAUGUGUAGCCAAGCACCUGGAUGUCUGAAGGCAAUCACAGCCAUAGCUGUGCAGUAGAUGGUAUGCUCAUUUAGGAGUGAAUGAUGGGACAUAUGGCCUUUCCCCCCUAAAGAUACCAGGCAAGCUGCUGCUGUACAUUUCUGCUUCCUGUCACUGGUGUCCUAGAUUAACAAUCACUCUUGUAGCAUUCAGUCCAUGUCCACGGUCCAAGAGUUAGUCAUUCCAGACCCAUGAACCGGAAAUAUCUCAAGAAGGAAUCAUUUAUAGAGAUAAAAUUAUUUCAAAACAAAGUUUAUUGUCCUGUUAAAAAUAGGAGAAAAAAAAGUAUUAUGGACUUGGUGUGAGGAUUGUCACGGUAAUCUGUUGUUAUUUGAAAGUUUGCAUUGAAAUCAAAUUAUGACUUGAGUUGGCAGGAUUUGAGUGUCUUGUUAUUUUGGGCUGUAAUGAAUGGAAGGUCGUUGAGAUGUAAAAUAAUUGAAAGGCUGAGAAAUCAGACGCUGUACUGUAAUGUUUUGGUAUUAGUCUCUGUUGGGGACUAAUGAACUGACGUCCUAAAGAUUGUGAUGCAACCAGCGAGAACAGUCCUUUGAGUUGAAGUAUAUUGAGUUGUUCAGAGAGGAAACUGGAAUAGAUCUUGUCAUUUCUUUAGUCAUCCGUUCUCCAUUUUGUUCUGCACUAUUAUUCACUUUAUGAAGUUAAGCAAUCCCAUUUUCCCCAAUUGCUUGAAGUCAAGUUUGUCUUUCCAAAGUCUAAUACGUCCAGUUUAUUUAUUUAUUUUGUACCCCUUUUUCUUCCCAAUUUCAUGGUAUCCAAAUUGGUAGUUAGUCUUGUCUCAUUGCUGCAACUCCCGUACGGACUUGGAAGAGGCGAAGGUCGAGAGCCGUGCGUCCUCCGAAACACAAACCAACCAAGCCGCACUGCUUCUUGACACAAUACCCACUUAACCCGGAAGCAAGCCGCUCCAAUGUGUCAGCGUGCACUGAGCCCGGCCCGCCACAGGAGUCGCUAGUGCGCGAUGGGACAAGGACAUCCCUGCCGGCCAAACCCUCCCCUAACCCAGACCAAUUGUAAGCCGCGACCGCGACCCAGAAUCUCUAGUGGCACAGCUAGCACUGCAAUGCAGUGCCUUAGACCACUGCGCCACUCGGGAGGCCUUAUGUCCACAUUUUUGUUUGUGUGCAAUAUCAUUGUGAUAUUCCAUAACUAUUCCAUAACUGUAUUAUGGAAUACGUUUCCAAAGCAAAAGUGAAAUAAUCAUCUGUAACCAAGAAACAGUUUAAUUUAAUUUAGAUUGUAGCAUAGUUGAAGAUCCUGACCGUUACAGGCCAUUUACCUUUGACUGCUGAGAAACAGCUGCCUUCCAUGACUUUCUUUCUUGUACACAAUAGUGUUUUACUGCUUCCUGUAAGGUGUGCUGGAUGUGCAUUCAUGUGGUUGCUCUGUAAUUCCUGUUAUUUUCUGCUGCUUGACAAUCCCUGCUCUGCGUGGUUUCGCUUAUUUAACCUCUUCGCUAUGACUUCCAGCACUUAUGAGUAGAAAAUCACAAGCAGCAAUGACAAAAUAGAUUGGCUGAUGAAUGAAUGAACUGCUUGAAGGCCUCUUUACACACGUUUCACUACUGUUGUCACGUCUUGUGCUUUUACAGCAGAUAUGAACAACUUCCACAGCCCUGUUGGGAUUUGUAAUAUGACUCGAUAUUCUGGGUUGCUGUAAUUUCUCCCCCUUCAUGUAUCAUCAUCAUUACCUAUGAAUGCCCCCCCCCCCCCCUGUCCUUUUGUGAGGCCUGCAGGGUAAGGCCUCUAAAUGUUUAAUUAAAAGCCAUAUUCCUUCCUGUGAGGGAACGUGUUUGAGAAUAUCUCUAGCAGAAUCCCAAUCAAUGAAAGUAUAGUGUGAGUGAUCAUCAUAUUGAUAUGCAUUUAUAGACGGACUCAGCUGUAGUCUCCCCGACAGAACAUGACGUGUAGGGCCAACCUCACUCAGGCUGGGAGUUAAUGGUCCUGACGUGUAGGGCCAACCUCACUCAGGCUGGGAGUUCUUGGUCCUGUCGUGUAGGGCCAACCUCACUCAGGCUGGGAGUUCUUGGUCCUGCUGUGUAGGGCCAACCUCACUCUGGCUGGGAGUUAUUGGUCCUGCCGUGUAGGGCCAACCUCACUCAGGCUGGGAGUUCUUGGUCCUGCCGUGUAGGGCCAACCUCACUCAGGCUGGUAGUUAUUGGUCCUGACGACGUGUAGGGCUAACCUCACUCAGGCUGGGAGUUCUUGGUCCUGCCGUGUAGGGCCAACCUCACUCAGGCUGGGAGUUCUUGGUCCUGCCGUGUAGGGCCAACCUCACUCAGGCUGGGAGUUAUUGGUCGAUCGUGAGUUCCUGCCCGACUAUGACUAGAUGCGCAGGCGUUGCAUUGCGUCAACCAAUGGUUGUGUGCCACAUCAUCAACUGUGCAGUCUUGGCAUCAGAUUGCUAUAUCAUAUGAUGUGGUUAGCUGAUGUUCUAGACCUAGCCAGACAGUGUGAGAUCUGGCAUGCAUCUGCAAUGUAGUCGGGCGGGAACUCGAUUAUUUUAUACGUUUCUUGAGCAAUUCACUGGUGUUUUUAAGGAAAAAUCCACUCAUAAAUGUAUAUCAUGGUAUUUGUUUCAUUAGUCCACUGUUAAUACAGUCCCGAAAUGUUUUUGCAUGUCAGCAGUCAAGUUUACAAGAUAUUGAACUUUCAAGAAGCAAUGUGUCAAAGUAAUGUGGCAUGUGACACAUUGUUUCUUGAAUGUCCAAUAUCUUGUAAACUUGACUGCUGACAUGCAAAAACAUUUUGGGACCAUAUCAACAGUGGACAAAUAAAAUGUAAAAAAUAUAUAUAUAUACAUUUGAGGGGAUUUUUUUCUCCCUUUAACAGUAAAACACCAUCCCUGCACAAAAUAAGCUUAAUUAACUGUAUUGUUUGUGUCUGGGGUGUUCCGGUGAUUAAAAGGCUUUUACAGGUAAUGCUUAUGUUAGAAUCACAGUCUGCUAAUUGCUUGUUAUUGUCCAACAGCUUUUGAAGCAUCAUGUGAUUUCUGAUGUUCUGGUGUUGCUAGCAUAGCACUAACAAGCCCAGUUCUUUCCAUGUCCACUGUUUGAUUUCGUAAUGCACUGCUAUGAUGUUAGAUAGUGUUAUCUGUCCUGUGACUUUUUAUUUGGGAAUUAUUCCCAGUCUCCAGUGGUACCUGUUAUUGUGUGAAAAUCUUUUAGCAUCAACAUAGACGAUCAGGCUUUAUUGGUGGCUCAAAAUAACUACUCAAAUCACAUUUGGAGUCAUUGGAGCUCGCAUUGGUACAUAGUUCAUGUAGGGUCAUCGCUAUAUAUAGCACCAAACACUGUCAAAAUGUUUUAGGAAAUUAUUUUUGUGAAAUGUUGUGACAUUGAUAAAGGGGUAGCCUAUAGUCGUUUGCAUUGGAAACUAAAUAAGCUAGUCUUUUAACAGGUUUUCCUACUGUGUUACUGUAUCCUACAUCCAUUUCACUCAUCUUAUUUCACAAUAUUAUUGAAAGAUAUAUUACCUCAGAAAUUGUCUUUGUGUUUCAUACAUUCAACUCCAAGUAGACCUGGUGCACUUUAGUGUUGGUCUGAGACUGGCUGUGUCAUUAGCAUUGGAAGAGUGAGGCUAUAGUCAGAUCUGAGAUUGUGUGUGUUUCUCUGGGAUAUAACAGUACAAUCUUUGGGGGAAAUCAUUUGAAGUUCUCCUUAUGAGCUAUGUGUAUUGAAUGUGCACUCUUAUUUUUUGUUUUUCUUUAAUUGUCCGAUUAUUUGUUCCACGUGUAAUGGGAUCUAUACCCAAGAUGGUUGAGUUCUAUAAUAUCUGUACCUGAAGGGUACUUUCCCUCAUAAAUGCCUUGUAUGGGGAUAAAACAGCAGUCAAUAUUAAUAGCUGUAGCUAGUUAGAUCAAUUAUCUUUAAAUGGAAAUUCAAUAUUUUAAUGGCAAUAGUAGUGACAUCACUGUUCUUCAGUACAGAUCCAUUUUCACUCCCACCAUACUGAAUAAAAACCAAAUGACUAUAUUAAAACAGCAUGGAGAACAACUGA
Messenger RNA from Salvelinus fontinalis (brook trout), 7413 nucleotides. Its product is annotated as syntaphilin-like. The record is from RefSeq and is a predicted model, not a curated record. NCBI's taxonomy places the organism in Eukaryota, Metazoa, Chordata, Actinopteri, Salmoniformes, Salmonidae. Gene Ontology annotation, biological process: neuron differentiation. The transcript is spliced from 7 exons. The coding region runs from base 456 to 2924 and encodes 822 amino acids. Gene Ontology annotation, cellular component: cytoplasmic microtubule; mitochondrion.